UCAAUUACCAAUAUACACUUCGAAACUGACUUUCAUUCUAUUUGAUGGCAUUCACGAUAUAUAUCGAUACACACGUCGGGUGUAGAGAACAUUUAACAUACAGUGAUAUCAUACAGUGAAUAUAUAGAGAGUGAUCUUUUAUGAAAAGGCAGUGAUAAACAGUAUUUAUAUUCUUGGCUGACUUCUCAAUAUGAAUGUUGAACAAGCAUGCAGCUGUUAUCAAGAUUUGAAACGAAUGAAAGAGCUACAAUUCAAAGUACAUAAACAGUUAGCUGUUAAAUCGAUUGUUUUCUAAUAAAUUUACAGUUUUUAUUUCAGACUUCCCAGUCGUGCUUCAACUCUAAUUAUCAUUAUCCAUGUGCAAGUUGGUUACAAUUGCAACGCAACGCAUUGAUGAGGAAACAACUCUCAUAAUCAUAUAUCAAAAGUAAAAGCAUUGGAAAUGCAAAUUCUAUUUGAUGGCAUUCACGAAGCCAUUGGUUCUUACAUAUAUAAGGAAAAGACAGAUAACUCAGGUCUUAUCAAGUGGAUUUAUCAAGUACCUUCCUGCUGUAUACUACAGAUAUUUAAUUGCCUUGAAAUCUAAAUAUCGAUAAAUUAUAUGAAUUCAAAAAACCAAAUAAAAACAGACUGAGCCAGGAAGUAUAUAUUAUGUACAUGUCGCUAACUGAAGUUAUUUCACGCUUUGAUAUAAAUAAAGGAAAUUCAAAGAAAACUAUUUGUAUCGAUAGUGUGUAAAGUAUAAUGACAUCAAAUAGCAAGAAUCAAAUAAACAAGCUUUCAUCCAUUAUUUUCAAAACACUUGCUGAGAACAUUGUAUCAGUCAAGGUACUUAAGGUAUUCAAUGCAUAACGAAAGGAAAAUCAACAAAGGAUUUAAAUGAUUUAAAUCAACAAAAAAUAUUGUCUUUAAUAAUGAUGAAAAUGAAGUAGAUGAAAUUCCUAUGACUGGUGAAUGAUUAAAAGCUUACCGUUUAGCACAUGAUACUUUUUCAAGAGUUAUCUGUCCUUUGUAAAAAUAAGAAAUAUCUAAAUAUCUAAAAACGUGUGAGACAAAUGAUUAAUUUCAUUUCAUAUUUUCAUGAAAGAUAAAGCGUAUGUAACUUUCUACAAAUAUAUUUAAUAUAUUAUAUUAAAGAAAUCGCACCAUAUAUUUAUUAGUUAUGGAAUAUGGUAGUUAUACAUUGAAUAUCUUAAAUGAUACACCUUUGUAACUCACAACUUUGUUACAUGUCAAAAUAUACCAUAAAAAUAAGGUUUCGUCCAUAUCAUACUGACCUCUAGAAUGCUGACUUAUCCAUUUCACUGUACACAUUGUGUUCUUUAUUUUCUAUUCCACAUCUUCUGAUAUAUAAGAUUUUAUUGACGGAUAUUAUCAGUAUGAAAUGGUGAAGAUAACAGACGGUGAUUAAUUUCAUCAAUUCCAUAAAGAACAUAACAUCGAGAGUAGGGACAAAACGGAUCCCUGGAAACAUCAGAGGUAGAAUCCCACAUAGGCAAGCGGAGCAAUCCGUAGUCAAAAUCAGUAUGACCAGAACGGCCUACAAAUAACUAUGAAACAAAUCAAACAACUUACGAAAUAAACACAAUUCUCAAAAGGAUUCUACGAUAGCUAUUAAUUUUGGGUAAUGGUUUGAGAAGAGAUCGUAUUUCUUUCAUAUCCCAAAAAAUUGAUACAUGGCACAAGAAUUUUGUUGUUCAGAUUGGACAUUAGGCGAACAAAAAUCAGACAAAUCAUAAGCUUAAGUCUGAGCUUUUCCUCAAAUAGUUAGGUUUUCCUCAUAUCUGAAAUAUAUCUCGUAAAAAGAAUCGAAGUCAACCUUUUCCCCAACGUUGACCAUCAACUUAAAUUUCCUCCGCACUAGAUUAAGUAAGAAAAUAUUGACCAAAUAUGGCUAUCAAUAACUGAAGCCAAUGCCCUUAUUUUCAUUUUUAUAUGGGUGAAUACUAAAGGCCUAAAUUUUGCAGCCCUUCACCGGAAAUGUGGCGUCUCCAUAUAAGUGGAAAAAAAUUCGAUUAGAACGUUAGACAACAUACAACUACCUAACCUACUAAUUUUCACUAUGGGUUACUAAUUUUACCUAAUCAAGGUACAUAGCUCAUAGCCGGUUUCAAAACUGUAAAACUGCAGUGCAGAUUGUAGCGGAAAUAUUAAAUCGGUCCAAGUGGAGACCCUUGAUAAUUCAGGAAGUAUGUAUUACGCAUAUUGCUAAAAUGACAAUUAGUUAUCAUAUUAACCCUGCAUACAUUGGCAUGAGAAUAUUAAGGACUGGAGAACAUCAACAUAUUUCAAUUGAUAUCGUCACUACUAUCUGGUAUCAAUGGAUUUCAAUUUGUUUUUAUGUCUCAUUGUGUGGUUUUUGUCUCCUUAUAUCGCAUCUUCUAGCUCACAAUUAUGUGGAGGCCUUGGCGGGAAAGUAUGCUGUAAUGGGUAUAUAUGGAACGAAGCACAAAAUAGCUGUACACGUUGCAGGGAUGGGUUUUACGGCAGGAACUGUACCAUUCCUUGUCCAUACCCAACAUUCGGUUGGGAUUGUCAAUUAGAAUGCAUCUGCAGCAGUGAAUACUGUCACCACGCCUAUGGGUGCAGGAAAACUCCAUCAGAAGAUUAUUUAUCAUUGCACAGCAUUGAAAUAUCAACCAUUCCUACAUCUGCUUCAAGAAUGAUUUAUACCGAGGCUACAACAGAGACUGUACCGAACUCUACCAACAUCCCCCAAAUGAACAUUUUGCGUGCUAAAGAGAAGGAAGCCGUAAAUGAAAGCUAUCUUACACCUUUAAUUGCUGGUAUUAUCAGUGUUUUGAUCAUUGCAGCAAUACUGCUGAUCCUGUACGUAAUGACGUAUUUACAUAAAGUCACGUGUAUAGUGGACGCAGAUACAUCAAGUGAAAGAACACUUUGAAAUGAUAGAACUCACGUCCCUCACAAUCACUCAAAAUAUUACUGCAUGGGGUAAUUUAUCUGAACAUGUAUCUAAAAGAGUAACAAUGCAACAAAAAAGUCAAGUUUUGUGUUAUUUGGAAUUCUUAUCUAUACCGAUACAAAACGAAGAAACGCAUAGUACUAAUUUUACGCUGAAUCUCAUUAAAUACUUUUUCAAACAU
Molecule: messenger RNA, 3104 nt
Organism: Ostrea edulis (European flat oyster)
Lineage: Eukaryota; Metazoa; Mollusca; Bivalvia; Ostreida; Ostreidae
Product: multiple epidermal growth factor-like domains protein 10
Exons: 5
Coding region: 2321-2902 (193 amino acids)
Source: RefSeq, a predicted model, not a curated record